This is a messenger RNA of Cervus elaphus (red deer), 1760 nucleotides long. It is a transcript of the gene VSTM2A, whose product is annotated as V-set and transmembrane domain containing 2A. The record is from RefSeq and is a predicted model, not a curated record. The transcript has 5 exons. Bases 144 to 854 code for a protein of 236 amino acids. NCBI's taxonomy places the organism in Eukaryota, Metazoa, Chordata, Mammalia, Artiodactyla, Cervidae.
GAGCCGGCGAACGGCGGGAUGUUCGCGGCGCCGCACCCUGGGCGCUGAGACCAAGCCUGCUGGACAGUGGCAUUCCUUUCUUUUGAAGCUUUUUGGCUGUUGGAUACACCGAUGUGACCCCCCCCCCCCUUAUACUUUUUGGAAUGAUGGGGAUCUUUUUGGCAUAUGUUGGAUUUGUUUUCUUUUCCGUUUUAUAUGUACAGCAAGGGCUUUCUUCUCAAGCAAAAUUUACCGAGUUUCCGCGGAAUGUGACAGCAACAGAGGGGCAGAAUGUGGAGAUGUCCUGCGCUUUCCAGAGCGGCUCCGCCUCGGUGUACCUGGAGAUCCAGUGGUGGUUCCUGCGGGGGCCGGAGGACCUGGAGCCUGGGGCCGAUGUGGCCGGGGCACAGGCUGAGCUGCUGCCAGACCGGGACCCCGACGGAGAUGGGACCAAGAUCAGCACAGUGAAAGUCCAAGGCAAUGACAUCUCUCACAAGCUUCAGAUUUCCAAAGUGAGGAAAAAGGACGAAGGCUUGUAUGAGUGCAGGGUGACCGACGCCAAUUAUGGAGAGCUUCAGGAACACAAAGCCCAGGCCUACCUAAGAGUCAACGCCAACAGCCACGCCCGGAGGAUGCAGGCCUUCGAGGCCUCGCCCAUGUGGCUGCAGGAUGUGAAGCCCCGCAAGAAUGUCUCCGUGGCAGCUCCCAGCAGCAUGCACAGCUCAGCCAACCAGCGAGUGCCCUCUACUUCCAGCCCUCAAGAGGUAGCCAAAAUCCCCAAACAAAGUCCACAAUCAGGUGCGAGGAUAGCUACAAGCCAUGGACUUUCUGUCCUGCUUCUUGUCUGUGGCUUUGUGAAGGGUGCUUUGCUUUAGUCUAAAGUGCUGACUUUUUUCCAAUAUCACUUUCUCUUCUUAAAGCAAAGAGCAAAUCGCCUGUAAAAUCUACGGAGCGGACAGCAAAGUUGACCCUAAACUCCAAGCACCACUCUGCACCCACUGUACUCUAAUUACGUACACAAGGAGCGCCUGCUUUCGGAAGCAUAAACGAAGAGGCUAUCUCACGCUUUGUUCAUAACAUUUUCUUGGGCAAAUCGCUGAUCUUUCAUUUCAAGAGAAUUAGUGUGAAGUGAUAGAACAUUUUCUAAUAGCAAGAUCUAUAUUUUUCCUUUUCUUUCUGCUACUCAAAGCAUCAUCUCACUGACUGCUCAGGGGUUGGCCUGACCGUCCUCGGUAUAGUGAAUAUUUACCACAGACACCACUGAUUUUCUACUACAGACCCAUUAUCUGCACAAAGUAAGCAGAGAUCAAAAGGCUACAGAACAUAAACUAUCAUCAAACAAAACCCCUGGCUGGGGGCAAGAACAAAAUUUUCAACACUGCGAGUCAACAACAUUAUUUUAAAUAAGAAAUAAUAAUUUAAGAAAUAAAAUUUUUAAAUAAGAAACAAUAAAAGAGAUUUUUUUUUAAAUUUUCCCCAUUUUCUUGGGUUCGUCUCCUUUUUCUUGAUUGUAGUUCUUAUUCCAUGCUGGCAAAUGCUGAUUAUGGCCAAUCCCUGUAAAUCCUGGGAGGUUUAUAUGAAGACAUUUUAAGCAUUCUUUAUUCCAGUGCAUUUUAAGUCAUUUUGCAAUUCUUGUAUACGCAAAUGACAAAUUCUGUAAAUUGCUUAUAGUAUGUGUGAUACAACUUCAAAGUAGAUAGACUCUGAGCCUCAUGAAAGCUGAUUUUUAUCAUUCUCUAUAUAAAUAUAUACAAAUAAAUAUCUAUAUGUUGGACCAUCAA